Messenger RNA from Schistocerca nitens (vagrant locust), 1287 nucleotides. RefSeq names its product cingulin-like. The coding region runs from base 1 to 1287 and encodes 428 amino acids. The transcript has 3 exons. NCBI's taxonomy places the organism in Eukaryota, Metazoa, Arthropoda, Insecta, Orthoptera, Acrididae. The record is from RefSeq and is a predicted model, not a curated record.
AUGUUGGUAGACUUGAUAAAGAAGAGUUCACAAGAAACUAGAGAAGAGGGAAGAAUAUUCCGAGAAUCAGUAGAGAAAAGUUUACAAGAAAAUAGCGCAUCAUUAGAGAAAGGUCUCAGAGAAUCAUUAAAGGAAGAUUUAGAUGAAAUUAGAGAAGAGGGAAGAAUAUCCCGAGAAUCGUUAGAGAAGAAUUUACAAGCAACCAACGCAGCGUUAGAGAAGAAUUUACAAGAAACCAACGCAGCGUUAGAGAAGAAUUCACAAGGAACAAGAGAAUCGUUAGAGAAGGGUUUACAAGAAAUCAAAACAUCACAAAUGAAGAUGGAAUGUAAUUUGAAGAAGGAAAUGCAGGAGUUACAAGAACAACUGAAGAUGGACAUCGACGAGAGAGUGAGGAAGCUACGGAAGAGUAUAGACCAAGUCCAGGAAGACGUGGAGAAGGUGGAAGGAAAGUUAACAAAAAAGAUAGAAGACAAUAUUGAAGAAACGAAAGCCGAUUUGGGAGAAAGAAUCAACGAAGUGGAAACAAAUUGCAAUCAUCGAAUCGCCGAGGUGACGCAGAUCCAGAAACAAUGCAAUGAUGCAGUUAAGGGGAUAGGAGAUAGGCAAAACCAACUGGCUGUCAAUCUGAGAAAUGCUAUAGCCGUGCAACGAGAAGAGGAUAACAAGAGGGUUGAAAUGGAGAUACUAAAAGCAAAUGUUAGCUUGCCUAGUUUCCCAGUGAGUGGAGUGAGAAUUGUGAACGCGUUGGGUGCAAGGAGUGAACCUAUUAAAGAACAAGUGUUGAUUACAUUCGAGAUAGAGGGAGAAGAAUAUGAAGGAACAUUUUUGGUGGUGGCCGGAUUGAACACAUCAAUUAUUUUAGGGAUAGAUUGGUUGAAUGAAGUUGAUGCAGUAGUGAGUUUUGAUGAAGGUACUAUCAAGGUCAAAGGAAGAAAAGGAGAAGAGAAGAGGUUAAAGUUUGCUGAGGGGAGUGCAAUCGAAGAAGAGGAAGAAUUCAGAAGAAUAAAUUUGUGUCAUGAAGAGGAACCCACCAUGGGAUACGAGGAAGAGGAACUAGGAGAAGAAGUGUUGAUAUACCUUGAGGGACUAGCACGAGAGGACAGACAUAAAGAGGAUAAGAUUAGUAAAAAGUUGGAGGAGAUGACACACCUAGAUGAGAGGACUAAGGAGAAAUUAGCCACAGGUGUCACCAAGGCACAGGAGCCCACGUCCAGCAAGUGCUCCUGCGCUCACAACGCCGCCCCUAAGGCGGGCCGCAAGAUGAGACGCAGGCCCGUGAGGUGA